AUGAUGGUACCACUCGGGCUCGUCGUCAUCGUCGUCGGGCUGGCGCAGAGCCAGCCGCCGGCGCCGCCCAUGGCGCCGCCGCCGCAGCCCGCGCGGACGCCGCGGCACAACCGGCGCUUCCGCAAGCCGCCGAGCUUCGCGGGCCACUACCUCGAGUGGAAGGCCGAGCGGCGCAUCGGCCUCGCGGGCCUGAACACGACCUGGGUGCCGCCGGUGCAGGAGCUCAUGACCCAGCCCCUCGUGCGCGAGCGGAAGCGCUUCGCCAAGGACCUGAACACGUUCCAGCGCGUCCGCGGCGCCGUCCAGUGCGCGGACUGCGGCGCAGCGCCGGCCGUCGUCGGCCGCGACCGGUGCGUCGGCCUCGGGUCGCUGCUCGUCGGCGUCGCCCAGGCGUCGGCGGAGGGUCUGGAGCAGGGCAAGCGCAGCGUCUACGCGCCGGACGUGUCCGAGUUCCGGCGCCGCGGCGAGCCCCCGUGCGCGUGGUUUACCAAAGACGGCUCCAGGAAGUGCGACCGGCUCUUCGGCUGCUACCUGCCGCGCCUCCGGGCGACCUGCGAGAAGGCCGCCUGCGACGCGCUGCAGCGCGACGACCCGGCCAUCAUCCGCAACGUCUGGGGCCCGACCGCGCGCGUUCCCCCGGCGCCCGGCCUCGCGAAACGCCCGGACGCCGGACGACGCCGCAGGCACUUCGCGGCGACGCUCUUCGCGCUGCUCCACGGCGACGUCGGGCGCCAGCGGGCGCCGCGGGGCCCGCCGUCGCCCAAGGACUGCGUCCUCGUGCACGUGCGCCGCGGCGACGCGUGCCUCAACAAGCACCGGACCUGCCACGCGGACCGCGCCUACGUCGACGCGGCGCGGCGCCUCAAGGACGCCUACGGCUUCCGGGAGCUGCGCGUCGUCAGCGACUCGGCGGCGCUGCCCCUGGCCGCGUGGGCCGCGGACUUUGAGACGGUGACGGUGCUGUCGUCGUUCGACCGGAACAAGUACGACGUCGCCGCGGAGGCGUCGCUCACGUCCAAGGAGCUCCGCGCCCAGUUCCCCGAGCGGCGCAUGGCGGCGGGCGAGCUCGGCAACGCGACGGCGGAGGCGCUCGGCGACCUCGCGGGCGCCCGGAGCCUCGAGUGCCGCGCGUUCGUCGGCUCCUUCUCCGCGUCCAUGUCCAAGGCGCUCUUCGCCCAGCUCCUCAUCCGCCACCGCAUGGUGCCGCCCUUCGUGUCCGUCGGCGGCUGCGUGGACCAGGUGCGCUUCUUCGACGCGGACGCGGAGGAGGCGCCGCGGUGCUCGGCCGGCGGGGCCGACGAGCUCGAGCGGGCGACGAAAGCGAGGCACCGCGCGGCGCAGCUCGAGUUCGCGUCGCUCCAGCUGCGGCGGAGCCACAAGCAGCCGCCGCUCUGCGCGUCGAAGCUCCUCGGCCGGGCCGGCGUGCUCCUCGUCUCCGGCGCGGACGAGGGCGCGGCCGCGGCGACGGUCUUCUUCACCUACGUCGUCAACCACGCGCUCUACGCGGACCACCACCGCCUCCUGCCCUGGGUCAACCUCGGCUGGCUCGAGGUGCCCCGCGUCUACGACCCGAAAGUCCACCUCCAGGGCACGAACGGCAUCUGGUCGCACUACUUCGAGCCCCUGGAGAACGUCGCGCUCUACGAGGCACACCGGUCCGGGCGGCUGGCCUCGGCGCCCGACGACGUCGACGCGGGCCGCGCCGAGGCGCCGCGGAACUGCCGGGACGGCAACGUCGUGUCCAAGAGCCUCGAGUGGCGCCACACGAUCCACCGCAAGGCCCUCUGGGCCGCGCGCGCCUGGUACUACGGCCCCAAGAAGCGGCACGCGCUCCCGCUCGACCUCAGCCGCUACGAGGAGCGCUGGUGCGUGUUUCUCUUUUUUUCUCGAGGGGGAGCGGCGCGUUCCUAG
This is a messenger RNA of Aureococcus anophagefferens, 1911 nucleotides long. RefSeq lists its product as hypothetical. Lineage: Eukaryota; Pelagophyceae; Pelagomonadales; Pelagomonadaceae. Bases 1 to 1911 code for a protein of 636 amino acids. The transcript is spliced from 4 exons. The record is from RefSeq and is a predicted model, not a curated record.